Alnus glutinosa is the source of this 3201-nucleotide messenger RNA. RefSeq names its product protein FAR1-RELATED SEQUENCE 7. Gene Ontology annotation, biological process: regulation of DNA-templated transcription. The coding region runs from base 559 to 2955 and encodes 798 amino acids. The transcript has 5 exons. The record is from RefSeq and is a predicted model, not a curated record. NCBI's taxonomy places the organism in Eukaryota, Viridiplantae, Streptophyta, Magnoliopsida, Fagales, Betulaceae. Gene Ontology annotation, molecular function: zinc ion binding.
UACUGGUAAAAACAAAAAAAAAAAAAAUUCGCAACGCAUUGGGCAGCAUGUCGUCAUGGAAAAAGCUUACCAGAUCCAUCGACCCCAAAAGUCCUUUCUUCUUCUUCUUCCUUUUAUCUCCUUCCAGUGGGAGGGUUCGCGGACGAUCUCGGUGUUUCAGUUUGGGGAAAAUGUAUUUGUAGACGAAAAACAAAGUGAGAGUGAGAGAGACGGUGGUUUUGUUGAGGUAUAAAGUUAGAGAAAGAAAAAGACAAGGGGCCGGAUUGGUCUGUCAUUUUACCAGCAAAGACUUGAGCUAGCGGCAUCAUCAGUGAACGGACAAUCGACCUCAAAGUGACAGAAUUUCAAUACCAUGCUGCUACUGCCUACCAGAUUCGAUAGUGCCAGUUGAUAAAUCUUGCAUAAAUCCUCACUUGUUUAGAGUAUGCAUUCCUGCAUAGAAGAGAUGAAGAUAUAAAGUUGACUACAAUAAUAGAUGCAGAAAGACUUGGUUUGAGGUCAAAAGACACGCCAUGCAGUUUGUUUGGUAUUCUCUUAUUGGUUUAUUUUGAACUUGGGAUGUAUCAAACCCCACCUCACACUUCAGUACUUGAGCCGAGGAAAUCGAGCUCCAUCCACUUCACAAAUGCCAAAAGUUCUGAUUUUCCUUAUAACGAAGAGUGUGGGAGCACCAUGGUUAUAAAGGCAUACCCAAUAGGUAUGGUACGUGCAACAGAUAAUGUCAAUGGAGAGGAGGAAGGAGAGACUAGACCUGAACCUCAUGUGGGGUUAGAGUUUGAUUCAGCAGAUGAUGCACGUGAUUUUUACAGUCUAUAUGCAAAUCGAAUGGGCUUUAAGAUUCGGAUAGGUCAGCUGUAUCGAUCGAGGACUGAUGGGUCAGUUGCUUCUCGAAGAUUUGUGUGCUCGAAGGAGGGGUUUCAGCUCAAUUCACGAACAGGCUGUCCCGCAUUCAUAAGGGUACAAAGACGUGAUUCUGGCAAGUGGGCGAUUGACCAUUUCCAGAAGGAUCACAAUCAUGAUCUUGAACCUACGGGUGAAAACUGCCCUCUCUUUAUGCAGCAGAAGACACUUGUAGUUAAGAAUUUGGUGGCUGAUGUAAGCCAUAAGCCAAAAGUCAAAUUGCUCAAGGAAGUAGGGGAUGGACGGCCAUGCUCAUCUGGCAUUAUUAAUGGUAAACGUGUUAAAAGGGACGGAAAUGAAGGGCAAUUCAAAGAUGAACCUUAUGGGGGUCUAAAAUUCAAUUCAGCUAGUGAAGCAUAUGGAUUUUAUCAUGCAUAUGCAGCAAAUAAAGGAUUUAGAGUUCGGAUUGGACAAUUGUUUCGCUCGAAGCUUGAUGGGUCAAUUACAUCCAGGCGAUUUGUGUGCUCAAAGGAAGGCUUUCAGCACCCUUCACGAGUAGGUUGUGGGGCAUUUAUGCGGAUUAAGAAAGAAGAUUAUGGAGGGUGGGUAGUGGACCGUCUUAAAAAAGAUCAUAAUCAUGAUCUUGGGUGUCCAAUGGAAGCGCAUAAGAAAAGCUUUAAUGCUUCAAAUAAAUUUGUAGAGGAGGUUGGUGGUCUGUUGGAAAAUAAUGAUUUUGUUAGCAUAUUUAAUGGCAGCAUUGUCAAAAGAUGUCGAGAAAACCACAUUGGAAGUGAUUGGUACAGUAUACUUUUUGAGUAUUUUCAAUGCAGACAAGCAGAAGACACAGGUUUCUUUUAUGCAGUUGAAGUUAAUAAUGGCAAGUGCAUGAGUAUUUUCUGGGCUGAUGGCAGAUCUAGAUUUUCAUGCAGUCAGUUUGGUGAUGCGAUUGUUCUAGAUACUUCAUACAAGAACAGCUUAUAUUUGGUUCCUUUUGCUACUUUUGUUGGAGUUAACCACCACAAGCAACCAGUGCUCCUUGCCUGUGCUUUGAUUGCUGAUGAAUCUAAGGAAUCUUACACUUGGUUAUUUAAAACUUGGCUUAGGGCAAUGUCAGGGCGAUAUCCACUGUCAAUAAUAGCUGAUCAAGACAAGGCCAUCCAACAAGCAGUAGCGGAAGUCUUUCCUGGGACCCAUCAUCGUUUUUCAUUGUGGCAAAUUAAGGCAAAAGAAAAGGAGUUUCUCAGUUUAAUGGAUAAUGCAUUUAAAUGUGAGUACGAAAAUUGCACUCUAAAGAGUCAGACGGCCGAUGAAUUUGAUACAGCAUGGAAUGCCCUUCUCAACAAAUAUGGCUUGAAGGAGAAUGCUUGGCUGACAGAAAUGUAUGAAAAGCGUGCAAGUUGGGUACCGGUUUACUUACGGGGCACAUUUUUUGCUGGAAUCUCCAUGAAUGAAAGCAUUGAGUCAUUCUUUGGCACAGCUGUGAAUGCCCAAACGCCAGUCUUAGAGUUCGUGUCUAGAUAUGAGAGAAUUCUUGAGCGGCGUCGUGAGGAAGAGAGGAACAAGGACUUUAACUCUUUUAACUUACAGGCCUUUUUGCAGACAAAAGAACCAGCAGAAGAACAAUGUAGAAGAUUAUACACACUUACUGUGUUUAAGAUAUUUCAGAAGGAGCUUCUGCAAAGCUAUAGUUAUCUUGGAUUUAAGAUUUAUGAAGAAGGAGCCACCAAUAGAUACUUGGUGCGGAAGUGUGGGAAUGACUAUGAGAAAAACAUGGUUACUCUCUGUGCAUCCAAUCUCAACGUGAGUUGCAGCUGUCAAAUGUUUGAAUUUGAAGGCGUGCUGUGCAGACAUAUUCUGAGAGUUCUCCAAAUAUUAGACGUGCGAGAAAUUCCGUCUCGCUACAUCUUACAUCGGUGGACAAGAAAUGCUGAAUACGGUAUUGUUCGUGAUGUUGAAUCAGGGGGUACUUCUCAAGAACCUAAAGCUCUGAUGCUGUGGAGUUUAAGAGAGACAGCAUGUAAAUACGUAGAGGCUGGUUCAACAUCUCUUGAAAAGUACAGACUUGCCUACGAGAUUAUGAGAGAGGGUGGAAGAAAGCUUUGUUGGCAAAGGUAAACAACCUAAACAAUUGCUGGGCAUCUCUUUAGCACAAUUUUUUUUUUUUUUUUUUGUAGUUUGAAUGACAUGGGUGGCUAGGUUUCUCUAUGGCAACUUAUGUAACAUAGACCAUCGAGCUACCAUGGAAAAGAAUACUUCUCCUUCUGUUCAAUUUUCAAAGAUGUGAAAUAUGCAUGGGUUUCGAUUGCCAUUUAUUUUUUAUUAUGAAAUCCAAUCCCCGGAUGGACUCGGGAUUUAUACUGU